Molecule: messenger RNA, 375 nt
Organism: Trichoderma harzianum CBS 226.95
Lineage: Eukaryota; Fungi; Ascomycota; Sordariomycetes; Hypocreales; Hypocreaceae
Exons: 1
Coding region: 1-375 (124 amino acids)
Source: RefSeq, a predicted model, not a curated record
AUGGGAACGCUCCAAGAAGCUGUUACUACCUUGGCAAGAGAUGGCAAUACACUCCAAGUUCGCACCAUCGUCGCGAUGAUUGGCAACGGUGCAGAACCAGCAGGGUACUUCCGACACAUGCUUGAAAGGAAGCCAUCGGCACAGCCAUUUCCCACGACAUCUGUCGCGCCAUUCUUCCCAAGCGCGCUAGACACCUUCACCAUACCCUGCAGUUGUCCUUUCCCAGCGUCCAGCAUCAACAUCGCCACCUUCAGUCCGUUUAAUCUCGUGGGCAUCGGUAUGAUUAAGCAUAAAGAUCAAACUAUUAGCUUGGAGACAGGCCUAAAUGGAAUCGCGAGCGUGACAAGGUACUUUAACAAAGACAGAUGGAUGUAG